This is a messenger RNA of Impatiens glandulifera, 1776 nucleotides long. RefSeq lists its product as uncharacterized. The record is from RefSeq and is a predicted model, not a curated record. Gene Ontology annotation, molecular function: phosphoglycerate dehydrogenase activity. The transcript has 2 exons. Lineage: Eukaryota; Viridiplantae; Streptophyta; Magnoliopsida; Ericales; Balsaminaceae. The coding region runs from base 568 to 1464 and encodes 298 amino acids.
UCUCUCUCACUCUUUGUUUUUCUGGAUAAGAUCAUAUUGUUGACCCAACUCAAGAUUGCCAGAUCAGACCAGGAAAGAAAUGAUUUUUGUAAUUCCUAUGAUGAAUAUUUUAGUAUUUUGCGUGUCUAUAUGUAAUAUGAUUUGCUACAGUAAUAUAUAAUCUCUCUUUCGGGAGAGAAAGUGAGAAAGUAUCGCUCUCUUCAUCAAUUGAUUGAAUGAAUUAAUGAAUGAAUGGUGAGAAACUUGAAUCUCUUCGCUUUCACUGUUCUAUACUAUCUGCGCCACACAAAUUUGAAAGCGAUCUUAGUCUUGAAUCUCUGGUUCAUAAAUGGUGGCUCAAAACCACUGAAAAGGAUAUAGUUUGUCGAUAGAAGUCCUUGCUGGUGAGUUUUUGUUCUUUUUCUUUCAUAUUUUUGGUGUUCAAUAACUCCUAAACCGAAGAAUCAUAGAUUAAGAUCUGGGUUUUUGAUAAAUCUUCAAAUAUAAACGAUGGGUUUUCUUUCUCUCGAUCUGAUUUUCAAUUUCUGACUGUGUUCUUCAUUGAUUUUCCUUUAGUAUUUUUUCUAUAUGGAGAAUUCUGGUGAUAUAGAUUCAAGUCUUCAAAUCAUUAGACACCCAUCAUCUUACAAACCCACCAACAGAUCUUCAUGGUUCGAUUUGAGAGUUUUCUAUAUCAGAAUCAGCAAUGUUUUCAUUAACGAUUCAACUCCAGACAGUCUUACUGUUAACCAUAUUCCUCUAAGUCCUGAAACCCAUCUGGAAGUGAAUGGUGUGAGAUGUGGAAUGCAUUCAGAAGGAAUCUCAUCUCAAUUAAGAAGAGAUAGAGUGGAUAAGAAAUCUGAAGAGGCUACAUUUGUUAGCACUGAUAGUAUAAGGCUGAAUGGUAGUGUGAAAUUUGAGAUUUUUUAUAAGGAAGAGAUUGUUCUUUUCGGUGUUUUAGAGAUGAUUUCAAGUAACAAUGGUUAUAAUAGUGCCAAAAGAUGGAGUAUGGAUUGUGAACCUGUAAUGACAGUUGGAGGGAGUGGGAAACAAGAGUUGUUAGUGCCAACUAUGGAGGUUUAUAUUACUGGUUCUUUCUCGGGUUCACCGGUUAUACUUACUAAAACAGUUCAUCUUAAUGUUCGGAAGAAGAACAAUAGGAGGAAAGCCUUGUUAGAUUCCAUUCCUGAGUAUGAAGAUGAUAAACACAUUCAUGAAUCUAGACAUGAUCAUCUACAGGCUGGAGAAUAUGGAGGCUAUAAAUCGGAAUGCGGAGAAGAAGAAGGAGAAGAAUACAAUAGUCUAUACUGGGGAAGAACAGAUUACAUGGAAGGUGAAGAUGGCGAGCUUACAUGGUUCAAUGCGGGGGUUAGAGUUGGAGUUGGUAUAGGCCUUGGGAUAUGCCUUGGACUUGGUGUAGGAGUUGGUUUACUUGUGCGCACUUAUCAAUCUACUACUGGAAACUUGAAAAGGAGAUUUGGUUGAUGUUUUUUUUGUUAAGUUGGUCUUUUUUCUUUAUAUAUGUAUCCUCAAUCCCGGUUCUUAUUGGCAUAAAUUUCCUUGAGGUGCAACUGCCUUUAAUGGUUAGUGUGAGUUAUUGAAUGAAUCAUUUUUUUAUAUGUUUUAGAUAAUCUUUCUUUUGUUGUUGGCUAUGUAUUUAUAAUAAGAAAAUGAGAGAUAGAUAGAUGUUGCAUUAAUGGAACUUCAUUUUGUGUGAUUUAGUGAUGUUUUGUAUAUGUAUAAUAUCAACUAGCAAUAAACAAAAAUAUAUAUAGCCUCAGCCUCACAACUUUUAAC